CGCCAGAGUCGAGUACAUCAACAACACAAUGCACAAGGACUGAACGUUUUCCGGUAGUCUCGUCAAGGCUGUACGCGCAGUCGCCAGAAUUAUGUCUGGUGGACCGGAAACUUUCGCAUGCCUUGCUGCACCAGUCACUACCGCAACGAUCAACCAGACUGGUCAAAAUGGAAACGUAGCGUCGGUUGGCACCUCGAGUACUGCUGCUGUCGACACACAAGGAAGCCAACAAGAACAAUUAGUGCCAAAUAUGCCUCAAAAGCGAAAGCGUGGCCGACCGCGAAAGGAUGAACAGCGCAGCAAUCCCAUCCAGACGACAAACCCUACUCUCACACCAAGUCCAGCUGAGGGAAGUGCAUUGACUGCAAACACAGUUCCACAAGCAGUCGUAGCAACAGCUUCUACAAGUGCAACAGACGGAACACCCGCUCCAGUGAAGCGACCAAGGGGUCGCCCACCCAAGAAUCGCAGCAAUUCAAAUCAGACGACAAACUUUACUCUUGCACCAAUUCCAGCUGAGGGAAGUGCAUUGACUGCAAACGUAGCUCCACAAGCAGUCGGAGUAACAGCUUCUGUAAAUGUAUCAGACGGAUCGCCCGCUCCAGUGAAGCGACCAAGGGGUCGCCCACCCAAGAAUGCACGCCCUCCAGAGCAGUCGAGUCAGCAGCCUGCCGACGCUGAUCCGAGCUCUGGCGCAAGUUCUAGUCCUGCCGUUACGCCGAGGAAGACCUCUCGUAAGGCCAAGGCUUCCGCCAAAAGUGUACAGAGUUUGGCAAAUAACAAUGAUGAACACUCCGAUCAAGCUGACCAGCCGGUGGAAGAGACUGCCCAAGCUUCCACUGCUCAAGAGAAUGUCGAGGAUGCAUCAGAUGUGGACUAUACACCCGAUGCGGCAGUCGCAACUACAUCAAUGAGCACUACAGAGACUGGUAAGACCAAGUACGGUCGUGGAAGACCUCGCAAGGAUGAGAUGCGACCAACAAAGAAGGUCAAAAAGGCUAAGCCUAAGAUCGAGGCCAGAAAGCCCAACGCAAGUCUUCAUGAGCGAAGAAUUCAAUCUUUGCUGCAAGAUCCACGAUUCAGAAUCCGAUACAAGGAUGGGUCAAUCAAGGAAAGCAUGUUUAGCUAUCUUGGUACACACCAGGACGAGGCUGCGCUACUUGAACUCAGGGAUCGACAGGCCUUCCAUGGCCUUGGACCUGACCGUUCUGUCAUCAAAGCAACUGGCCAAGUGCCGACCAUCACACCGUGUCCACUCAUCGAUAUCCUUUCUCCGACACAGGUGUGCACAAAUGUGCGAAAAGAAGCGCUACGCCAGUAUAUGCCCGAAGCCAAAACGCAUGUCCUAUACCAUGUGAGCAAUCAGGCAGCCGUCACCAAACCAAAGAAGAUGACUCUCAAGUUUGGCACUAGCCAGAGUCUAUACUCGAAAGAUCCGCUGAGCUCCACCCUGACCCUCAACACUGGUCUCGACAACAAGACGUGUGCGUGGAUGCCAUCAAAUACCGGAGAGCAGUAUCUAGCCGUCGGCGGCGCCUUCCAUCAUCAAUCGCCGCGCUCGCUUUACAAGUACAAAUCGGAGGAAGGCUGCAUUCAAUUGUGGCGAACAUGGCGAGAUGGCGAUUCUUACGAGUCCGAGCUUGCCAUUAUUCUCGCACAUGACUUUGGUAUUUGCUGGGAUCUCAAAUGGAUGCCGCUUGCGACACAGCCCGACAAGUACCUGGGUCUUUUAGCGGGAUGUUUCGGCAAUGGACAAGUGGCGGGCUUUCUCAUUGAGAAGCAAGCACAAAGUGGCCUCAGCUACGUCAAAUUCACCACGCCAGCUUUUGCUAUCAACAUGAAAGACCAUCACAUCACCUGCUUCGACUGGCAAAGCUCUCACAGCAUCGUGGUGGGUUGUGAUGAUGGAAUGGUUGCUCAAUUCGACUUGUCACGCAAAGCUCAUCCAGCAAUCGGCAGUCUCUUACCUACACAUGUGGCACAUCCGCAGUCAUGCUAUCUGAGCCAUAUUGUCUCUUGCAAGCCACUUUUGCCACACAUCGUCGCAACGAAUGGAUUUGAUGGUGAAGUGUGUUUUACAGACUUGUCGGGUGGAUCUGGUGCUGGUGGAGCAACGGUUAAACUUCCGCGAUUACGCUCAAUAAGCUAUUGCUUCGCCUGGUCCAAUCUUACUGGCGCUCUCGUAUCCAGCGAUGAAUCAGGAGUCUCGGUCCGCUAUGCAUCUGCACGACAAGUCAGUACCGUCAGUUUAACCGAUUCCCUGCCAGGUCUCAUCACAAGUGCUGCAUGUGUUCAGCCCUUAUUGAACGAUGAGUGUCAAAAGCUGCCUGGCGUUGCUGAGCAUGCCUGUCAUCCAAUUAUUGCGCUCGGGGAUGCGAGUGGCCAAGUGUGGCUUUACAAUGUGCACACCAAGUGCCAGCUGAGGAAAGGAGCCUUGUACAAACGUCUCGUCUGCGCGGCCUCUUACGUGACGCAAGUCAAGCCAGAAGUGCAAGAAGCUUGGCGUAGCGGCAAGACUAUUGAAGAUGUCCAAAACAUGUUCCAGCCGGGGACCAUGGUUUUCCUGGAAGGCUUGCCAUCUGUUGAGUAUCGUGAAGCGGCUGUCAACAAGAGGGCUCAGGGCUCGGAUGAUGAAGUCGACGAGCAACAAGAAACAGGCAAAGCAGCAGCUGGCAAGAAGGGCAAAGCUCCACGAACUGCUGAAGAUGAUUCAGAGCAAGAUUUCGAUGAGGAAGAGCCAAAGGCAAAGGGAAAACAAAAAGCAAAGAGCAAAUCCAAGCAAUCUCAGGUUCGGCGUGAACAUGCCCGUAGCGUGUAUCACGACGAGGUCAUGGUUCGGGCACUUGCGUGGAACCCGAAUUUGACAAUCGCUGACCAGGGCGGAUCUCCGAGUAAUGCAUGGGCAGGCGUCUUAGCCACGGCGUACAAGACAUUUGUGCGAAUUGAGGAUGUCGGCGUGAAUUGAAAAGUCGAGACAUAAGAGCAUCUAUACAAGAGAACAAUCACAAGUGC
Molecule: messenger RNA, 3012 nt
Organism: Protomyces lactucae-debilis
Lineage: Eukaryota; Fungi; Ascomycota; Taphrinomycetes; Taphrinales; Protomycetaceae
Exons: 1
Coding region: 92-2965 (957 amino acids)
Biological process (GO): regulation of DNA-templated transcription; transcription by RNA polymerase III
Cellular component (GO): transcription factor TFIIIC complex; nucleus; chromatin
Molecular function (GO): DNA binding; protein binding
Source: RefSeq, a predicted model, not a curated record